AUAAAAUUAGUUCAUGAAAUUCUCAGGAAACUUAGGAGCACUCGGUAUGUUGAGAGUCCUACACAUUUCCAUGAUGCCUGUGAGUUACUCAAACUGAUUGUGUAUAGUUUAAAGUGCUUGUUGAGAUGUAGAGGACUGUGUAUGGAAUUGUAGUGUGUUGCAUUGAAAAGAGUCUGAGGUGUUGAGUCUGGUGUCCUCAGAUACUGUAGAGGUUUAUGCAUCAUGUGACUUACACCCAGGAGUAAUGGGAUUCCCAAGCCCAGAGAGCCAGCUGUGAGGUGCCUACGCAGCCCUGCUCCCUGGGUGGGCUCAGUUAGGGCCUGGUGUGUCCAUCUGAUAAUCUCCUAAGGUGAUGGGACAUCUAUGUUAUCAGGGCAUUUCCACUGCUGCACGGAGAGGACACCCGUCUUCCACUGGACUGGGAGUUCCUGGAGUACUGCCUCUGAAAAGCUGGCAACAAUUUCUUAAAUUCCAUCUCAGUUUUCCUUUUUGCUGAGUUUCAGAACAUCCAGAAGCCAUGAACGACAUCAGUAAUGAAGAGUUUGACUGCCAUUUCCUCGAUGAGGGCUUUACUGCCAAGGACAUUCUGGACCAAAAAAUUAAUGAAGUCUCUUCUUCUGAUGAUAAGGAUGCCUUCUAUGUGGCCGACCUGGGAGACAUUCUAAAGAAACACCUGAGAUGGCUGAAAGCUCUUCCUCGGGUCACCCCGUUCUACGCAGUCAAAUGCAAUGACAGCAGAACCAUAGUGAAGACCCUCGCUGCCAUCGGGACGGGAUUUGACUGUGCCAGCAAGACUGAAAUACAAUUGGUGCAGAGUCUUGGGGUGCCUCCGGAGAGGAUUAUCUAUGCAAAUCCUUGUAAACAAGUGUCUCAGAUUAAAUAUGCUGCGAAUAAUGGAGUCCAGAUGAUGACUUUCGACAGUGAAGUGGAGUUGAUGAAAGUUGCCAGGGCUCAUCCAAAGGCAAAGUUGGUUUUGCGGAUUGCCACUGAUGAUUCCAAAGCGGUCUGUCGUCUCAGUGUUAAAUUUGGAGCCACACUCAAAACCAGCAGGCUUCUUUUGGAACGAGCAAAAGAGCUAAACAUUGAUGUCAUUGGUGUCAGCUUCCAUGUGGGAAGUGGCUGUACGGAUCCUGAGACCUUCGUCCAAGCCAUCUCCGAUGCCCGCUGUGUCUUCGACAUGGGAGCUGAGGUUGGUUUCAACAUGUACCUGCUGGAUAUUGGUGGUGGCUUUCCUGGAUCUGAAGAUGUGAAACUGAAAUUUGAAGAGAUCACCAGUGUGAUCAACCCAGCCCUGGACAAGUAUUUUCCGUCAGACUUGGGAGUGACCGUCAUAGCUGAGCCUGGCAGAUACUUUGUUGCAUCGGCUUUCACACUUGCAGUUAACAUCAUUGCCAAAAAACUGGUAUUAAAGGAACAAACAGGCUCUGAUGAUGAAGAUGAGUCGAGUGAGAAAACCUUUAUGUAUUAUGUGAAUGAUGGAGUAUAUGGGUCGUUUAAUUGCAUCCUCUAUGAUCAUGCGCACGUGAAACCUCUUCUGCAGAAGAGGCCCAAACCAGAUGAGAAGUAUUACUCAUCCAGCAUAUGGGGACCAACCUGUGACGGCCUUGAUCGCAUUGUGGAGCGCUGCGGCUUGCCCGAGAUGCAUGUGGGGGACUGGAUGCUUUUUGAAAACAUGGGCGCUUACACGGUUGCUGCUGCUUCUACUUUCAAUGGAUUCCAGAGGCCAACUAUCUACUAUGUGAUGUCAGGGCCAACAUGGCAACUGAUGCAGCAAGUCCGGAGCCACGACUUCCCCGCCGAGGUGGAGGAGCAGGACGUCGGCCCCCUGCCCGUGUCCUGUGCCUGGGAGAGCGGAAUGAAACGCCACCCGGAGGCCUGCGCUUCCGCGCGUAUUAAUGUGUAGAUGCCAUUCUUGUAGCUGUUAUGCGCAUGUAGCUUGACUUAAGGGAAUUGGGGGGACCAUUUAACUUAAUUAUUGCUAAUUUGGAAAUGUCUUUGUAAGUAGGGCUGGCACAGAUGGAACAAUGUGGGAGGCCUAGGCGAUGAGGUCACACUUAUCUGUGUUCCUAUGGAAACUUUGAAUAUUUGUUUUAUAUGGAUUUUUAUUCAAUUUUCAAACAUGCUACUAAGAGUGCCCCUCAGCUGCCCAGCAAGCAUUUGUAGCUUGUACGUUGGCAGAACAGGCCAGAGGCUCAGUGUUGUGACCUGUUUUAACAAUAAAGUACCUUGAAAAUUGGGUGUCGGGAAAUUUUCAGUGUGUCCGUUCCACACA
This is a messenger RNA of Miniopterus natalensis, 2272 nucleotides long. Lineage: Eukaryota; Metazoa; Chordata; Mammalia; Chiroptera; Miniopteridae. The record is from RefSeq and is a predicted model, not a curated record.